CGAAAUGAAAAUGGAUGGAUUGGAUAGAUGGAUUCAUACACUAAACAUACCUACAAAAUUAAAGAAUUCGGCUGUCAUAAAUCAAUCAGCAAAACGCACCAGACGCAUAAAAACGAUAAGCAACGGGAAUUUUGCAGUAUCACAGAGCAUCCGUCCAUCACCCAGCUAGAGUGUCAAUAUGCGCCGCUCCAGCUCUGACAUUACAACUACGCUGCUGAUGGCGGCCUGCCAUCUGUUGUUAAGCACCGUUAUGCCGACGAACUCGCUGACUGUACGAUCCAAUUUAGAGAUUGUCAAGCAAUGGAAACUAUUUUCUUUUGCAUUUCCACCACAUGCGCCAGUCUCCGAUCCCAACUACUUCAAUCAGCUGAAUGUGGUGCCGACAAGCAUGAUAGUCGCAUAUGACCGCAUAUUCAUUGCCACACCCAAGCUCUUCUCAGGCGUGCCCACAACGCUUAGCUACAUUUCAAAAUCGGAUAACAGCGAGUCACCACAUUUGCAAGCCUAUCCCGACUGGUCGUAUUCUGUUAGCGGCCUAAACAAUUUCAAUUGCAGCGAUCCAUAUUUAGUUUCGGUGUAUCGCAUGCGUAUCGACUCUUGCAAUCGUUUGUGGGCCUUGGAUGCUGCAGUCUCGCGCACAUUUGAAGACUCCGAACAAACGUGCCAACCGAAGAUAUUGGUAUUCGAUUUGAAUACCGAUCAAGUGGUGAGGCGCAUUGACAUUCCGAAAGAUGUUUUGCGCAAUCAAUCAGUUUUAGCAAAUCUAGUAAUUGAUGAAACAAGUUCUACAUCAGGAACAUGUGACGAUGUUUUCGUUUAUAUCGCAGAUACAGUGAAGCCGG
Rhagoletis zephyria (snowberry fruit fly) is the source of this 842-nucleotide messenger RNA. Its product is annotated as L-dopachrome tautomerase yellow-f2-like. NCBI's taxonomy places the organism in Eukaryota, Metazoa, Arthropoda, Insecta, Diptera, Tephritidae. Gene Ontology annotation, cellular component: extracellular region. The record is from RefSeq and is a predicted model, not a curated record.